CAAAAUUCGCCGUUUUUGAGCGAUGCUUUCACUCACUCCUCCUUUUUUACUAUUAUUUUUCACAAGCACUCCAGAAUGUCUGUGAAGCCUGGCAGUCACGCCGUCGACCCCGAAGCCGCAGCAGAGCCCUCCGGCCCCCUGUUCAAGGACCUCCGCGCCGACGGCGAGCCCGACAUUACCGAGAUUGAGUCGCUCUGCGUCAACUGUGAAGAGAACGGAACAACGCGCUUGCUGCUCACCAAGGUGCCCUUCUUCCGCGAAAUUAUCAUCAUGGCGUUCGAGUGCCCCCACUGCGGCUUCCGCUCCAACGAAAUCCAGUCAGGAGGUGUCAUUCAACCUCGUGGCUGCAAGACGUCCAUCCGAGUCUCCACACGCAAGGAUCUCAAUCGCGAGGUCGUCAAGUCGGAUUCGGCCACCGUCUCUGUGCCCGAGCUCAACUUUGAGAUUCCCGCUUCAACCCAGCGCGGUGUGCUGAACACGGUCGAGGGUUUGCUGCGCAAGUCGAUCGAAGGCCUUGCUCAAGCUCAGCCACAGCGAUAUAUGGUAGACCCCGAGACUGCCGCCAAGGUCGCCGAGUUCAUUGGCCGCCUUGAGAGCUUGCUCGAUUGCGAGACACCCUUCACCUUUAUCGUGGACGAUCCGGCAGGCAACAGCUUCGUUGAAAACCCUUGCGCCCCCGAGAAGGACCCGACCAUGACGGUCGAGUACUACGAGCGCACUGCAGAGCACAACGAGGCGCUUGGCAUGAACGUCUCCGAGCAGCCAGCGCCAGAGGUCGACCAUGUUGGCACGGACGAGGUCAUGGUCAUCCCCUCCAACUGCAACCACUGCCAGAGCCCCGUUGAAAUGCGCAUGAAGAACGUUGACAUUCCUCACUUCAAGGAGGUGAUUAUCAUGGCCAUGAACUGCGAGGCUUGCGGUGCCAAGACGAACGAGGUCAAGACUGGUGGUGCGAUUUCGGACAAGGCCAAGCGCAUCACUUUGCACAUUACCAGCGCUGACGAUCUGAGCCGCGACAUGCUCAAGUCGGACACUGCCAGCAUUGCUAUUCCCGAAAUCGAUUUUGAAUCCGAGGCGGGCACUCUUGGUGGUCGUUUCACGACCAUUGAAGGCCUUCUCCAGCAGGUCAAGGAUGGGCUUUCGGGCGACAACCCCUUCGCCAUGGGCGAUAGUGCCGUCCAGCAACACUCUGGUGAUUCCUUUGGUGACAAAAUGCGCACUUUCUUGGAGCGUCUUGACAAGGUCAUGGCGGGUGAAAUCGAUUGCCACUUUAUUUUGGACGACCCUUGCGGCAACAGCUACCUCCAGAACCUCUAUGCCCCUGAUGCCGACCCAGAGAUGACCAUUGAAGAGUACGAGCGUACCUUUGAGCAGAACGAAGAGCUCGGCCUCAACGACAUGAAGACCGAGGGCUACGAGCAAGACGAUGACGAUGUCAAGGAGUCUGCAUGACGCAAAGAUGUUUGACCGUUGUUUCUUAGUCUUGAUAUCCAUCGAUAGCAUCGUUAAUGUCCAUUUCUUUUGUGUCUGCUUUUUUUUGGUAACUCUUGAUUUUCCCCUCCCCCUCCCUUCUACAUCGUCCCGUUGCAUGCAGCAAUGCUCAAUCUGGUCAAAUGUACACAGUGAAACUUUGAAACACAGUGAAACUUUAUCCACAGA
Messenger RNA from Capsaspora owczarzaki ATCC 30864, 1659 nucleotides. Its product is annotated as zinc finger protein. Lineage: Eukaryota; Filasterea; Ministeriida; Capsasporidae. Gene Ontology annotation, cellular component: nucleus; cytoplasm. The transcript has 6 exons. Gene Ontology annotation, molecular function: zinc ion binding. The record is from RefSeq and is a predicted model, not a curated record. The coding region runs from base 76 to 1452 and encodes 458 amino acids.